Messenger RNA from Sphaeroforma arctica JP610, 1224 nucleotides. RefSeq lists its product as hypothetical. Gene Ontology annotation, molecular function: lysophospholipid acyltransferase activity; 1-acylglycerophosphocholine O-acyltransferase activity. The record is from RefSeq and is a predicted model, not a curated record. Gene Ontology annotation, cellular component: membrane. Bases 1 to 1224 code for a protein of 407 amino acids. NCBI's taxonomy places the organism in Eukaryota, Ichthyosporea, Ichthyophonida. Gene Ontology annotation, biological process: phosphatidylcholine biosynthetic process; lipid modification. The transcript has 14 exons.
AUGAACUAUCCCCUGGAGUUCCACUACAUAACCUUCAGCAUCACCGUGACAUGGCUGUGUCUCAAGUUGCUAGGCCCCAAUGUGGCAAUGUGCACGGUCAACUCAGUGUUCAACAUGGGUUUUCUGCUGUACGCCUACAGAUGCUACGAAACAGACGACUACGACAUCAAUUGGACCACUGCACAGUGCGUGAUGUGUCUGCGAAAUAUCAGUCUUGGAUUUGACUAUAUGGACGGAGAGACGCUAAAACAGAAAGGAGCCGAGAAACUAUCUCCCGACCAAGUAGUGAAUAGCAUCGAUACCCCACCUUCGUAUUUGGAGAUGCUUGGGUUCUCUCUGUUUUUCCCCUGCGUUCUUGUCGGUCCCCAGGUGACCUACAGACACUUCCGAAGUUAUCUUGAUACGUAUAUUCCGGGACACGGUGGCCGGCCGACGCGCAGGGAACAUUUGAUACCAGCGUUGUACAGUUUUGCUGAAGGUAUCAUGUACUUCGUCGGAUCGCAAGUGCUCAGCUACCCCGCCGAACACUUCUUCUCGCAAGAAUACCAACACGAGUGGAAUCUCUGGGAGAGAUAUCAAUUCUUUUUCCUGCAUUCUAUAACCUUUUUCUGGAGAUAUUUCGGGUGCUGGAAGCUGGCCGAGUCUGCAUGCCAGUUAACUGGUGCUGCGUAUCUCGGCAGGAACGAGAACGGCAAAAUCCAUUGGGGCUUGCACAAUUUCCACUCUUGGCGAUUCUUCUCAGGUAUCAACCUGGAUGAGAUCAUCAAAACGUUCAAUAUCAAUACCAAUUAUUGGGUGAUGCGUAUUGUAUUCAAGCGACUCAGAUGGCUAGGCAACAAGAACGCCUCUCAACUGGGCGCUCUCUUCUUCCUUGCUAUAUGGCAUGGCUUCCAUACUUCCUAUUUCCUUGCGUUCGGCAUGGAGUUCUACGAGCUCUUCGCUGAACGAGGUAUCAGGAAAUGGGCGUCAGGUUUGAUCGAGUAUGUUGACCAAUCACCAGCCCCGAUCCGCUUUUCAGGAAUGCUAUUUGCCUGGGUCAGCAGAUGCACAUUGCUGGGCAACGGUGUCAUUCUAUUCGAGAUGCUCGACGUGAUGAAGGGUUUGGAGGUUCACAAGUCCCUAUACUUCCUCCCCACCAUACUUCCCACUAUCUACCUGAUAAUUCCCAUGGUCCUACCACCCCCCAAUGCGGAAGAAGAAAAUUUCAGUCGCAACCACCGAUGA